Messenger RNA from Vidua chalybeata, 2376 nucleotides. RefSeq names its product TEA domain transcription factor 4 (gene TEAD4). Gene Ontology annotation, cellular component: transcription regulator complex. The record is from RefSeq and is a predicted model, not a curated record. Lineage: Eukaryota; Metazoa; Chordata; Aves; Passeriformes; Viduidae. Bases 1 to 2193 code for a protein of 730 amino acids. The transcript has 14 exons. Gene Ontology annotation, biological process: DNA-templated transcription; regulation of transcription by RNA polymerase II; hippo signaling. Gene Ontology annotation, molecular function: RNA polymerase II cis-regulatory region sequence-specific DNA binding; DNA-binding transcription factor activity, RNA polymerase II-specific.
AUGGGAGAAAAAUCCAGAAGCACACUAACUUCUCCAACAUGCUUUAAGUGGCUCCGCGGUGCUGGGGGGGAAUCACGGCCGGUCUCUGAGGGGCUCCGCAGCCGCCGGGGCGCGCAGGGGGGAGCCCGGGAGUCGCGUCCCUGCCCGGGCGGCGCGGGGGUGUCCCCGGGGCCGGAGCGCCCUCACGGGCGCUUGGCCGAUCGCCCCAGGGAAAGCACUCCAGGCAAGCGGCGGCGUUCCCGGGGAUCCGAGGCCGGCCCGUCCGGGCCGCGCACUCCAAGUUCUCCCGCGCCGGGCGCCGUGCCUGCUCUCGAUUCCUGGAGGCGGCGGCGUCCCGCCCGCUCCCAGCGUUGUCGAGCCGUCCCCUUCCCCCGCUCCCGGCCGCCCGCCCGGAGUUUCCUUCCCCCGCCCCCGCGGGCCCCUCUUCCGGCCAUUGCCCGCGUUCCCUCCGCCCCGGUCACACACACGGCCCCCGACCGCGGAGCGCCCGGCCCCGCUGGGUUUUGUUCCCAACUCCGCCUCGGCCCUUCUCCCGCUGCCCCCCGCCCCCCGCCAGUCCCCUCCCAGCCCCGUCCCAGCCCCUGCCUUAGCCGGCAGUCCCUCCCUCCCUCGGCCGCCUUCAUUUCAUACCAACUCUCAUUCCUCGCAUUCCUCACUUCCUCCUUUCAAACUCCAGGGGAAAUAAAAACCCUCCCUUUUCCUCCCAAACUCCUGCCCGGCCGCCCCCCCCCGUCCCGCCGCCGCCCGGGCUCGCCGUCCCGCCGGCCGCGCCGCGCUCCUCAGAAAGUCCUGGAGCUGAAGGAGGAUUUGAAGCCGGUCCCCGCUGCCCCUGCGGAACAGCAGCCGCUCUUGCCUCGCUCAGGUUCUGAGUCUGCUCCUCCGCGUGGCACCUUGGAGUUUCUAGCUGGCACCAUUACCUCCAACGAGUGGAGUUCUCCCACCUCCCCUGAGGGGAGCAACGACUCGGGGGGCAGCGAGGCCUUGGACAAACCCAUCGACAAUGAUGCCGAGGGCGUGUGGAGUCCGGACAUCGAGCAGAGCUUCCAGGAAGCGCUAGCCAUCUACCCGCCAUGCGGCCGGCGCAAGAUUAUCUUGUCAGACGAAGGCAAGAUGUAUGGCCGAAAUGAGUUGAUUGCCCGCUAUAUUAAGCUGAGAACAGGGAAAACACGCACAAGGAAACAGGUAUCUAGUCACAUCCAGGUCCUGGCAAGGCGGAAAGCUAGAGAGAUCCAAGCCAAGCUCAAGGAUCAGGCAGCAAAAGAUAAAGCCAUGCAGAGUAUGGCUACAAUGUCAUCUGCCCAGAUUAUCUCUGCAACUGCCUUCCAUAGUAAAAUGGGCUUGCCUGGUCUCCCACGACCAGCCUACCCUGCUGUUUCUGGGUUUUGGCAAGGACCAUUGCCAGGCCAAGCUGGAUCUUCCCAGGACGUGAAACCUUUUUCUCAACAACCUUAUGCUGUACAGCCUCCGCUUCCAAUACCAGGGUUUGAAUCUCCUACUGGCCUCUCACCUUCCCCGUCAGCACCAGCUUGGCAAGGACGAAGGGUUGCUAGCUCCAAACUUUGGAUGUUAGAGUUCUCUGCAUUCUUGGAACAACAACAAGACCAAGACACAUAUAACAAACACCUGUUUGUGCACAUUGGGCAGUCAAGCCCCAGCUACAAUGACCCCUACCUCGAGGCAGUGGAUAUCCGGCAGAUCUAUGACAAGUUCCCUGAGAAGAAAGGGGGCCUGAAGGAGCUCUUUGAAAGGGGGCCAGCUAAUGCCUUCUUCCUUGUCAAAUUCUGGGCUGAUUUGAAUACCAAUAUUGAAGAUGAAUCCAGAUCUUUUUAUGGUGUUUCCAGCCAGUAUGAGAGCCCAGAAAACAUGGUCAUUACCUGUUCUACCAAAGUGUGUUCCUUUGGAAAGCAGGUGGUAGAGAAAGUAGAGACAGAGUAUGCACGCUAUGAAAAUGGACACUAUUCCUACCGCAUCCACCGCUCCCCUCUCUGCGAAUACAUGAUCAACUUCAUCCAUAAACUCAAGCACCUUCCUGAGAAGUACAUGAUGAACAGUGUGCUGGAGAACUUCACUAUCUUACAGGUUGUGACAAACAGGGACACACAGGAGACCUUGCUGUGCAUAGCAUAUGUUUUUGAAGUAUCAACUAGUGACCACGGUGCCCAACAUCACAUCUACCGGCUGGUGAAGGACUAGAGACUCUCUGCCCUGAGUUGUCCAUGGAAUGCAUGUCUAAGAAAAAAGUCUGUGCUUGAACAACCCCUGCCCCUCCCCAAACCAAACUGAAAAAUAAACUGCAGAUAUUGUGUAUUUUCAGAAAAGUACCUCUGAGCUGGUUUGUGAUUGAUAGAGUGAAGUUUCCAUGUUCUCCAGGUUUGU